Messenger RNA from Caenorhabditis bovis, 1233 nucleotides. NCBI's taxonomy places the organism in Eukaryota, Metazoa, Nematoda, Chromadorea, Rhabditida, Rhabditidae. The record is from the annotation of a GenBank genome assembly.
AUGUUGAAAGUUCUUGUCUUGGCACUAACGACGACACUCGUUGAAUCCUGCUUCUGCCCUUCGUUAUUCACUUCGUCGUGCGGCUGCGGUGGAUACUCCGGCGGAUAUGGCGCAGGUUAUUCUGGUGGUUAUGCUUCCUCCGGUUACCCAACUACCGGAAACAAUGGAUACGCUGUAUUCUACAGAGAUCUGACUCCAUUCCGACAACCGCAAUAUUAUCCACAACAGCAACCUCAAGUUCUUCCACAAAUGUACCAGCUGCCGAAUCCGCGAUUCCUUCGACCAGCUCCCCGUCCAUAUGUGUCUCAAACGGCUCAAGUUCAACCUCAAAGGCCUCCUCCAACUCUUAUCACCCAAUCGAAUGUUUAUCAGCAGCCACCAGCUCCCGUCUCUGCUCUUUCUCAAGAAGUUCGUGUUACUCAUGCGCCAGUUCUCCAUGAAGGAGAGAUUUCUGAAGCUGAAGACUACAACAAUGAGGAACCUGGACAAGAGCAAGUCAAUUUAUCAACUGAAGAAGUCACCACCACCCAAGAACCAUUCACCCAUGACAAUUUCAUCACUCCGGCCGCUGAGCAGAGCAUUGUCGACGUUCAGCCAGCCACUCAGGCAACAUUUUUCACAGAGCAGGCAACCGAUGCGGUCACCGAUGCAACUGUUUUCAUUGCUAGCACUCAAGCUCCGGUUGUUACAACAACCUCUGAUGUCGAUUUUGCCCACGAGGUUGAUGAUAAACAAGCAAAGUCUGGAAGUGAAAAAAAGGGAGAUGAGUUCUACUAUGUUUAUUAUGAUGACCAUGGCAACAAGGUUGGAGACUCGAGAAGCGGAUCGACAUUCGCACCGGAAGAGGUUGUUAGCGAGUCGACGACAGUUCAGCCAGUCGCUGCCACGGUCAUGUCAACGCUUGCUACAUAUGAUGAUGUUGUCGAAGAGACGGUGACCACAAGCACCCCCGCAGUGACUGUUUCAAGGCAAGAACCUGAAAUCAUUGAAGCAAGUCACAAAGGCGAAGAUGUUAUUUACGAGGAUGACGGCGAUUAUGAAGAAGAGACGGAAGGCACCAAGACGAACGCCGUUGACGACAAAUCGCCAAACUCCAAACGCGGACUCGGCGACAACCAAAUUCUUGUAACCGCCGCCGAAGAGAUGCCGUACCGACGGAUCGCCGCCGCUCGCGGAAUUAAGACAAUCAAGCGACGAAUUGAAAUCUCACCAAGAUUGAUUCACAGCAAUUAG